AAUAUAAAGAGCCGCUUGAGCUCGAGGUAAUCCAAUCACAGAUGAGGUUCGUUGCAAAGUACAAGAUUGACGGAUCAGAAAGGAAUUACGGCCAUGAUGCAAACGGGUGACGAAAACGAAUCGAAUUCUCGCAGGAAAACUCGUGCCCAAUAUUCCGAACACCCGGGAGGAGACUAUCUAGUUGUAUGGCAUCAGAAUCCGGCUUGAAGAGAAAAGACUCGACGCGGAUUUGUGCUUGUGGCUUCAGGAGUCGUCGAUGCUUACGAGGAGCAGACGAAGUGCGAAUGCCAAUGUGUUCUAAUUGGGGAGAGAUUUUACUGUCAUAUUGGAUGUUGAUGGUGAUUCUUGCCGAGAUAAGCGCCGCAGAAAUCAAAAUAGUGCGCAAAGUGUCUGAAUCAGACGUAUAUCAUAGAGACCGAUUCAACAUCCCCAAGGCAAGAUGUCUGAAAAUGCAAGGUAAAAAUAAAUGCGGGGUAUACGGUGGCUUUGAGCGCUCUGCAAAUAAUUCAUGUAAGUGCUUUUGUCCUCCGAGAAGUGGGACAAUUGUGCCGGAGAAGGAUUCGUGGCGAUGCAAGGAAAACGGGAAAUUGCGCUCAAUGUUAGGCUGCGGUUUUCACUUCCUGUCGGAAAAGCUCAUGUCGUACGUGAAGAUUGUUAACCGCCACGAGUUGAAUGUGUUCCACGCUCCCGAGUCGAGCUGUCGCCUUGACCUUGGGGCUACCAAGACACUUGGUUGUACGGGGACGUGGGACCGUGUUCAUAACGGGACGCAAUCCGUGGAGGUGUGGUCGCAGGGUUACGACCAGGUGGCCAGGCUCUUCAGCUACGCGAUACGGGUAAAGAGUAAAACUCUUCAGGGAAGUUUGUUGAAGAUAGGCCUGACGUGUACGCCAUUCAGGGCCAAACCUUGUAUCGCAUUCAAGGUCAGCGGAAGACGCAAUUGCGAGAUGUCCCAGACUCCUCCAGUUAUCCAGAUCAAUACAAAACUUGGUCAGAUGUCUACUGGCUUAGUGAGACGGAGUGCCGAGCCGACCAAUGCCAGGCCCCUCGUCCUCAGUACAGUGGCCACCAUGUCAGCGGCGCGAUCAUCUGUUGUCGUGCAAAAAAACCCAGUGGCGUCAUUUAGUGAGCACGUGGUACACACACGGUCAGCGGCAAAUCCAGUAUCAGUGACGGGCUUACCCUCGACGACUAAAGCCUGGAUGAAUACGGACCCAUCAUCGCCAGAGAAAAGCAGACAAGAGUAUUCGGAAGACGUGAUGAUAUCAGCCAUACUUACCGCUACUGCCGCCAUUAUCGGACUUUUAAUCUUAUUCUUCACAGUGAAACUUGUCACCAGUCAAAGCCCGGCCCAGAGAGAGCGAGCAGAGAAUGAUGUCGAAUCCUCAUCUCACUCGGAUCACGUGGUCACAUGCGUGGAAAUGAAUGAAUGUCGAACAUUGAAUGCCGGGAGCGGAGAGGAUUAGAGUCAAACGAAAGUCCGGGUUCGAUUCGGAAGGCGUCAGCUAAAAUCCGCGGUGGUUUUUGGUGACGAUGCAUUUGGUCAAAGCGUGCUGAAAGAUAAACCGGUGAUAUGAAAUAAAGCAAUGUUCACCAGCAAGUGCCUAUAGAUGACAACCUUCCACCUUAAAUUGGAGGACGAAAAGCAGAAUCACUUUCACUCUAAUGGCAAUUAUGAAUAUAUCAAGUACUGAUAGGGAGACAAUAAUGCACCAGUCAGCACCUGCUUACUGUAGAUCACAGACUGGGACCUGGGAGACAAGGCUGUAAAUAUUGCGUCGACACGAAGGACUUGACAUUAUGCUUGUUCUCCGAGGAACAAUACACAAUCAGUCUAACGCCCGAGGCACAUUGCGCGUAUAACCUUGGCAGUCUUACUGAUGCGGCAGAAGUAUCCACACCAUGAUUGGAGUUUAUAAAAAUAUGGGGAAUAUAACAUAUUGGAACAUGUAAAUAACACAGCCCGAGAUCCGGUGUGCGAGUUAUCAAGAUUUUACAGUAUAGAGAGAUGCGUUAUUGAGCAUGGCUGACGAUAUCCUACGUCGCCAAUUACCCUAAAUUCCCGCCGCCCUUUGCUGGAGUCCCCUUACAUGCAAAUGGGCCCUAUUCGAUUCUUACAUGUUGAGUCGUGAGAAAUGAGUCGAGUGGUUUUCAAAAAACCCGUGAAAUACUAUUUAGUUUAUUUCGUACUAAUACACUGUAAUGUCUUGUUUGUUCUGGCUUGACUAUUACACUUUAACAACUACAUUUUGUUGCACGGGAUUUUGAAAACCACUCUAUCUCUAAUCGCGUAUGAACAACAACACAAGGAGUCAUUUUCUUGUAAAAAUAUACCCUUCAUUUAUUAAAUUAAAAAUAUAAUUAAGAAUAUUAUCUCUUUGUACAAUUAAACUUGUAAACAAUGUA
This is a messenger RNA of Nematostella vectensis (starlet sea anemone), 2406 nucleotides long. RefSeq lists its product as uncharacterized. The coding region runs from base 186 to 1466 and encodes 426 amino acids. The transcript has 5 exons. Lineage: Eukaryota; Metazoa; Cnidaria; Anthozoa; Actiniaria; Edwardsiidae. The record is from RefSeq and is a predicted model, not a curated record.